Diversispora eburnea is the source of this 654-nucleotide messenger RNA. Lineage: Eukaryota; Fungi; Glomeromycota; Glomeromycetes; Diversisporales; Diversisporaceae. The record is from the annotation of a GenBank genome assembly.
AUGACUAAAGAAACGCUUUUACCAAUUUACAUAGAAAUUGGUGAUCAUUAUUUAAGAACGCAAAAAUAUAGAGUAUUAGGCGUGACACUUGGAAUAUUUUUAUGUUCAUUAUGGGCAGUGGCACAUUUUAGUGGUAUUGAUCAUCAUCAAUUUAUUUUUAUUAAAGGAGAAGGAGUAAUAAGUGAUGGAGCAGCUUUAGCAGCAGCGAUUGUUUUGGGUGAAAAUGGUGAAGAAGGAAUUCAUGGAUUGGAAAUAAAAAUAACAGUGAUAAAUACAGAAAUAGAUCAAGAAAAUGGGAAUGAAAAUAAAGAUUUAAGAGAUUCAAGUUAUAAUGCAAAUGACGACCUUGAGAAUGAACCAUCUCAAAUUGAUAUAGAAUAUGAAAUUGAUGAAUUGAUUAAUGAAAAUCCAGUUGUUGUCUUUAUUAAAAUUUAUUGUCCAUAUUCGCAACGAGUAAAGUAUAUAUUAUCACAAUACAAUAUUUUCCCUCGUCCAAUAAUAAUUGAAGUAGAUACAAGAGAUGGUAAAACAAUUGGGGGAAGUGAUGAAUUAGCUUUAUUUCAUACUAAUGGUCAUUUAAAAGAAAUACUUAUUGAAUCCGGUGCUUUAUUUGAUGAAAAGGGUGUGAUUAUAGCCAAGUCUGACUGUAUUUGA